Messenger RNA from Musa acuminata subsp. malaccensis (wild Malaysian banana), 3892 nucleotides. RefSeq names its product phospholipase D gamma 1-like. Gene Ontology annotation, molecular function: D-type glycerophospholipase activity. The record is from RefSeq and is a predicted model, not a curated record. Gene Ontology annotation, cellular component: plasma membrane. Gene Ontology annotation, biological process: phospholipid catabolic process. NCBI's taxonomy places the organism in Eukaryota, Viridiplantae, Streptophyta, Magnoliopsida, Zingiberales, Musaceae.
UUCCCCUCAUCCUCGUUCUUUCGCCUCCGAGUCUCACCGGUUUCUCCUCCGUCCUCGGCGAAACCCAUCGAGAAGCAGAGCUUUGCGUUCAAAGAUACAGAGGUUUCAUCUCUCUCUCUCUCUCUCUCCAUGGAUAACCACAGCAAGCCGCACCACCCAUAUCCUGACGAUCAUCAAACCCCCUACCAAUACCCACCGCCUCGCCAGCUCCUACCUUCGAACUCUUUCUCCCAUCCGUCGCCCGUAUCAUCGCCCCAAUCCCUCGACCACUCUGGCCCGUUGCGUCACCCCCUGCCGCCGCCCUAUUCCCUUUACUACGCCCCUCUCUAUCCUCCGGUCACGAUGCCGCCUUAUCCUCUGGCCACAGCUUCGCUUCAUGAUCCAUACUUCAGUCCCCACGCCAAUCAUCAAUCUCCUCACGCCUACCCACACCCAGUUUCCUUCGGUCCCAAUUCCCCCAGCUUCCAUCACCACCACUACCACUACCAUCACCACCACGUCCCGGCCCCGGUCACCGGGCUUCCAUUGCGCUCCAAUAGCUUCUCCACCGACGAGCCGUCUCAACAUCCCGCCCUUUCUGCUCAAUCCUCCAUGCCCUCCUCGUCCUUGGCGGCUAACCCGCUGGCGGACGUUCUUGAGAAAAUCCGCGUCCCCGAUCGGUGUUCCGACGCCUCUCCACUCGCCGCAUCGCAGCAGCAUCUGAUGGUACACGGUCACCUGACCAAUACCUUCCAUGGGAGCUUCUCCUCGCCGCACUCCACCCCUCCCGGGAGCCCCUUCGGCAGUUCGUAUCACGGGGCGAGCUUUGGCCGCGGCGUCUCGCUGAUCGUGCCAUAUGCUCGGUCGCAAAAAGGCCAGGCGUCCCUCAAAGUGCUGCUCCUCCAUGGGAGCCUCGAUGUGUGGGUGUGCGAGGCGCGGUACCUCCCCAACAAGGACCAGUUCUCCAAGACCUUGGGGGACAUGAUCGGCCCACGGCUGUCUAAAACCUUGAGCGGCAAAAUGCGGAACUUAUCGUCGAUGACCAGCGACCCCUAUGUCAACAUUAUGGUGUGCGGUGCAACGAUCGGCAGAACGUACGUGUUGAAUAACACCGAGAACCCUGUUUGGAUGCAGCAUUUUAAUCUUGCUGUAGCACACCAUACCGCUGAGAUUAGGUUCUUGGUCAAAGACAAUGACAUUGUCGGAGCACAGCUCAUUGGUACUGUUUCGAUCCCGGCUGAAUGGAUUUACUCUGGUGAGAGGGUGGAAGGUGUCUACCCAAUUCUUGAUUCAAAUGGGAAGCAAUGCAAGCCAGGAGCUGUCCUGAGGUUAUUGAUACAGUAUUUUCCAGUGGGGAGGCUUAGCAUGUACCAUCAUGGAAUUAGUGCUGGCCCUGAGUACUGUGGGGUGCCAGGUACCUAUUUUCCUCUCAGGAAAGCCGGGAAGGUUACACUUUAUCAGGAUGCUCAUGUUCCUGAUGGUUGCCUCCCCGAGUUGAAGCUUGAAAAUGGGCAGAAUUAUGUUCACGGGAAAUGUUGGCAUGACAUUUUUGAUGCAAUAAGCCAGGCUCAUCGUUUGAUUUACAUCAUCGGUUGGUCAGUUUUCCACAUGGUCCGUCUAGUAAGGGAUACUGGUUAUGGCUCAUCUCCAAAUAUUGGAGAUCUAUUGAAAUCCAAGUCUCAGGAAGGUGUGAGAGUGUUACUUCUUCUGUGGGAUGAUCCAACUUCAAGGAGUAUUUUGGGCAUUCGUACAAAUGGUGUCAUGGGGACACAUGAUGAGGAGACUCGCCAUUUUUUCAAACACUCUUCAGUGCAAGUGUUGCUUUGUCCUCGUUCUGCUGGAAAGCGGCACAGUUUUGUGAAACAACAGGAAACAGGAACCAUAUAUACUCACCACCAGAAACAAGUGAUUGUGGACACUGAUGCUGGUAAUAAUAAAAGAAAAAUUACAGCAUUUCUUGGAGGGAUCGAUUUAUGUGGUGGCCGAUAUGACAAUCCAGAACAUCCUUUAUUUAAGACGCUACAAUCCUUGCAUAAGGAUGACUAUUACAAUCCUACAUUUUUGGAUUCUGAUAACAGUGGUCCAAGACAACCAUGGCAUGAUUUGCAUGCAAGAAUUGAUGGUCCAGCUGCAUAUGAUGUUCUGAUAAAUUUUGAGGAGCGUUGGUUAAAAGCUUCUAAACGCUAUAGAAUAAAAAAUUUGAAGAAGUUGUCUGAAGAUGCCUUGCUGAAGAUUGAAAGAAUACCACAUAUCAUUGGGGUUAAUGAUUCAAUGUAUCUGAAUGAUAACGAUCCAGAGACUUGGCAUGCCCAGGUUUUCCGUUCAAUUGAUUCUAAUUCUGCGAAAGGUUUUCCUAAAGAUCCAAGAGAAGCUACUCGCAAGAACCUCGUUUGUGGGAAAAACAUUCUUAUCGACAUGAGUAUACAUACAGCUUAUGUAAAUGCCAUCCGAGCUGCGCAACACUUCAUUUACAUUGAGAAUCAAUACUUCCUGGGCUCAUCAUUUAAUUGGGAUUCACAUGAAGACUUGGGUGCUAAUAAUCUGAUACCUAUUGAAAUUGCUCUUAAAAUUGCAAACAAAAUUAAGGCAAAUGAGAGGUUCUCUGCGUAUAUAGUUGUUCCCAUGUGGCCUGAGGGUGGUCCAACCAGUGCUCCUAUUCAGCGAAUUCUCUACUGGCAGAAGAAAACUAUGCAAAUGAUGUAUGAAACAGUCUAUACAGCUUUGAAAGAAGUUGGUCUUGACGAUACUUAUGAGCCACAAGACUAUUUGAAUUUCUUUUGCCUUGGCAAUCGUGAGGCUCCAGACUUAGCUAUCACAAGUCAGAAUGCAACAGCAAACACUCCUCAUGCACGUGCCAAGAAGAAUCGACGCUUCAUGAUCUAUGUACACUCAAAAGGCAUGAUAGUGGAUGAUGAAUAUGUGAUAUUGGGUUCAGCAAAUAUCAAUCAAAGGUCCUUGGAAGGUACCAGGGAUACAGAGAUUGCAAUAGGCGCAUACCAGCCACAAUAUACAUGGGCAAGAAAAUUAUCUGGUCCUCGUGGAGAGAUCUAUGGUUAUAGAAUGUCACUGUGGGCUGAACACAUUGGAUUUCUCGAGGAAUGUUUUACACAACCAGAAAGCCUUGAAUGCAUGAGACGUGUCCGUGAUCUUGGUAAACAGAAUUGGAAACAGUAUGUGGCUGAUGAGAUUACUGAAAUGAAAAGUCACUUGUUGAAAUACCCAGUGUUUGUCGACAGGAAGGGCAGAGUGAAGCCUCUCCCUGGAUGUGAGACGUUCCCAGAUAUUGGUGGCAACAUAUGUGGAUCAUUUCUUGGUUUUCAAGAGAAUAUCACCAUUUAAGUGCUCCAACACAAUAUCACUCUUGACCUCUUCUGGCACAUCUCAGCAAUUGGCCUCCGUUGCUUUUGUAGAUUGCAUAGACAGCAGAAUUCUACACUGAGCAAAUGUAACUUUGGCUUCAUUCAGAUGGAAAUAGCAUUUGCAUUCACAUCGAUCUCACCUGUGCAAUGUCACCAAGGGAAUGGAUCAAGAUAGGUCUCGGCUACUAUUUGGGUGUUAUCCAUACAAGAGAAGAUUGCUUUCUUGCUUACAAAAUUUUCUGCGAUACUAAUCCAUUUAUUUUAGUAGAUAGAAUGAUCGAGUCCACAGAGAUUCCACUAGCGUAGGGCCUUCCCAUGUUACUCCUGGAAGUAGAGAUGCUAUUCUCGUGUGAUUGCUAAAGACCCAAAGGUGCAGUGUAUUUAUGAUGCCAAGUUCUUCUUCAAUAAGCUUAUUCUGGUGUUUAAUGUAAAUCUAUGUAUGAUUCGGAGCAUUGUCAAUUCCAAAUGUACAUGUAUGUAUCCUUUUGAUGCAUAUUCCUGUGUAUGUAUUUUAUCAAAAGAGUUACACAAGCAUUUGAAUCUGGAACUUUAUG